AUUGAUAAGAAAAGUUACGCCAUCGUCUGAAAAAAAUCAUAAAAAUUAAUAAAAAAUGAAUUUUUCUCGGAAAUUUUCGUCGCAAAUCGUGACUAAAGUAAUUUUCUAUCGUUAAACACAAAAAAUUGCAAAAAUAAAUAAAAUGUUGGGCAGAAAAUACUCAAUUAGUAAAGUGGGAAAUUCCGAAAUAGCGUACUAUGGCCCCGAAUUGGAGAUUAAUAUCGACUCGCAAACCGUGCAGUUUUGUAAUAAACUCUGGGUGCGUCGCUUAUUACGUGGCUUCGCGCUCGUUUCUCUCUUCUCCGUGAGUCUCAACACGCCAAAAACCUUCGAAAAGGUCCCGUUUCUCGAAUAUUUCACGAUAAUUUGUGACGUCAUCUGUGUCUUGGCCUUUACAGCAGAAAUGUUGGCAAAAAUGCACGCCCGUGGAAUUUGUCGCGGCGAGAAGCCCUAUUUCAAGGAUCAUUGGUGCCAAUUUGAUGCUUCCAUGGUUUUCUUCCUCUGGAUCUCCGUAAUCCUGCAGGGACUGGAAAUGUCUCAUAUUGUCAACAAAUAUUCGUAUUAUUCGGUAAUCCGAGCUCCGAGACCGCUGAUCAUGAUUCGCUUUUUGCGGGUUUUUCUGAAGUUUUCGAUGCCCAAAUCGAGGAUUAAUCAGAUUUUUAAGCGUUCGAGUCAGCAAAUUUACAAUGUUACGCUAUUUUUUCUGUUUUUCAUGUCACUUUAUGGCUUGUUGGGAGUGCAAUUUUUCGGAGAAUUGAAGAAUCAUUGCGUUCUGAAUACGACAACGAAAGAUACGUUGAGCAUUAAUUCACUGGCGAUACCUGACACGUUCUGUUCGAUGGAUCCGGAAGCAGGAUAUGACUGCCCAGCUGGCAUGAAAUGCAUGAAAAUGGACUUUUUGAACUCUUAUAUCAUCGGAUUUCAAGGAUUUGAGGAUAUUGCGACGAGUAUCUUCACGGUUUAUCAGGCGGCGUCGCAGGAAGGAUGGGUUUUCAUCAUGUACCGAGCGAUUGACUCACUUCCGGCAUGGCGUUCGGCAUUUUACUUCAGCACAAUGAUAUUUUUCCUCGCCUGGUUGGUGAAAAAUGUUUUCAUCGCCGUCAUUACGGAGACUUUUAACGAGAUUCGGGUGCAAUUUCAGCAAAUGUGGGGCGUUCGAGGUCAUAUUCAGAACACCGCAGCAUCGCAAGUGCUUUCGGGCGACGAUACGGGAUGGAAACUCGUCACAAUCGAUGAAAAUAAGCAUGGAGCGAGCAUGGAAACGUGUCACGUGAUACUCCGAUCGCCGUAUUUUCGCAUGUUAGUGAUGACAGUUAUCUUGGCGAAUGGAAUUGUGACUGCCACGAUGCAUUUUAAGCAUGACGGGCGUCCGCGGAAAGUUUUUUACGAGCGUUACUACUACAUCGAAAUGGGAUUUACGAUUUUGUUGGAUCUGGAGACGGUUUUUAAGAUUUACUGCUUGGGAUGGAAAAGUUACUUUAAACAUUCGAUUCACAAAUUUGAGCUGCUUUUGGCGAUCGGGACGACAAUUCACAUCAUUCCGGGCUUGUAUUUGUCGGGCUUGACAUAUUUUCAGGUCCUGCGCGUUGUGCGAUUGAUAAAAGCGAGUCCCAUGCUCGAAGGAUUCGUUUACAAAAUUUUCGGUCCCGGCAAGAAAUUGGGUUCGCUGAUCAUCUUUACCAUGUGCUUGCUGAUUAUCAGUUCGAGCGUUUCGAUGCAACUUUUCUGUUUCUUGUGUGAAUUCACAAAAUUUGAAACCUUUCCUGAAGCCUUCAUGAGUAUGUUUCAAAUUUUGACGCAAGAAGCAUGGGUUGAGGUAAUGGACGAAACGAUGUUGCGCACAAGAAGGACUUUGACGCCGCUCGUUGCGAUUUAUUUCAUUUUGUAUCACUUGUUUGUGACACUGAUUGUGUUGAGCUUGUUCGUUGCCGUUAUCUUGGAUAACUUGGAGUUGGAUGAGGAUAUUAAGAAGUUGAAGCAGUUGAAAUUUCGUGAACAAAGUGCGGAGAUUAAGGAAACGUUGCCUUUUAGGCUGAGGAUUUUUGAGAAAUUUCCGGAUUCGCCGCAGAUGUGUAUCUUGCAUAAGAUUCCGAGUGAUUUUUCGUUGCCGAAGGUUCGCGAGUCCUUUAUGAAGCAUUUUGUCUUGGAUACGGAUCUCGAUGACCCAUUAUAUGCCGAAGGAUACAAACGAGGAUACAGCGAAUGUUGGGAGACGAAUGUCGUGUUUCGGAAACAAAAGCCCGUGCAAAUUAUGAAUCGCACAGCGAAACUCCGUUCUGUCAGUACAAACCUGAGAAGACAGGCCAUCAUGCAUAUUAUCAAUUCUAGUUUUUCUAGUGACUCUAACAACCAACGAUUAAUGCUUGGGGAUUCUUCUAUUAUACCAACUAGUGGCGGAAACAAAGUCCUCAAAUCGCAAAACACCUUGACGCAUUCGAAAUCGUGGCGGAUCGAUCAGAAAAAAUUCAGUUCGCGGUCCAUGCGACGCAGUGUGCGAAGCGGUUCGAUCAAGUUGAAGCAAACGUACGAACAUUUGAUGGAAAAUGGGGACAUUGGAGUUACUUCUUCUCGAGUUACGUCAUCAAGAGCGAGACCGCAUGAGCUUGACAUAAAAUUAUUGCAAGCGAAGCGACAGCAAGCCGAAAUGCGGAGAAGUCAAAGAGAGGAAGACUUGAGAGAAAAUCAUCCUUUCUUCGACACUCCGUUGUUCGUAGUGCCACGUGAAAGUCGCUUCCGGAAGAUUUGUCAAAAGCUCGUUCAUGGUCGAUAUGAUGCGCGUUUGAAGGAUCCAUUGACACUGAAAGAGAGGAAAGUCAAGUACAAGACUUUGCACAACAUUUUGGGCCUCGUCACUUACCUCGACUGGCUAAUGAUCUUCGUGACGACAAUUUCCUGCAUCUCCAUGAUGUUCGAAACGAGCGAAUAUCGCGUAAUGGAUCACGUGACGCUCCAAGUUGCCGAAUACAUUUUCGUGAUUUUCAUGUCGCUCGAGCUAACGUUAAAAAUUCUCGCUGACGGCUUAUUUUUCACGCCAAAAGCUUAUAUAAAGGACGUUGCUUCGGUUUUGGAUGUCUUCAUUUACAUCGUGUCACUUACUUUCCUCUGUUGGAUGCCAAAAAGUGUCCCCAGCAACUCUGGCGCCCAAGCUUUGAUGAUUUUACGAUGCUUGAGACCUCUUCGGAUCUUCACUUUGGUCCCGCACAUGAGCAAAGUCGUCUACGAAUUAUGUCGCGGCUUCAAAGAAAUCCUUCUCGUAUCGACUUUGCUCAUUUUGUUGAUGUUUGUGUUCGCCAGUUACGGAGUUCAGCUCUACGGAGGUCGAUUAGCGCGAUGUAACGAUCCAACAAUCACGAAACGCGAAGAUUGCGUGGGAGUUUUCAUGCGUCGCGUAUUUGUGACGAAGAUGAAACUCGUUCCGGGCGAGAAUGAAUCGUAUCCGGCGAUGCUUGUGCCUCGUGUUUGGGCGAAUCCACGAAGAUUUAACUUUGACAACAUCGGAGAUGCAAUGUUGGCACUGUUUGAGGUUCUUUCCUUCAAGGGAUGGCUCGAUGUGCGAGAUAUUUUGAUAAAAUCGCUUGGACCGGUGCAGGCCAUUUACAUUCACGUUUACAUUUUCUUGGGUUGCAUGAUCGGAUUGACGCUGUUUGUGGGUGUCGUUAUUGCAAAUUAUUCGGAAAAUAAGGGAACGGCAUUGUUGACCGUCGAUCAAAGACGUUGGUGCGAUUUGAAGAAGAGAUUGAAGAUUGCACAGCCGUUGCAUUUGCCGCCGAGACCCGAUGGAAGGAAAUUUAGAGCUUUUGUGUACGAUAUUACGCAAAAUAUUAUUUUUAAGCGGUUUGUGGCGUUAGUUGUGUUAGCUAAUAGUCUCUUGCUGUGUGUGACGUGGAUCAAAGAUGACGUUCACACAGAACGCCUCGUACUCACAAGCGAAUGCCUAACAACAGUUUUUGUCGUUGAAGUCGUCAUGAAAAACAUUGCCUUCACCCCGCGUGGCUAUUGGCAAUCACGCCGCAAUCGCUACGAUCUUCUCGUGACAGUUGGCGGCGUUGUUUGGAUUUUCCUUCAAACCACAUGGAAGAGCGACGUUUCCUACUUUUUCGGCUUCAUGGUUGUAAUUUUGCGCUUUUUCACGAUAACCGGCAAACACACGACGCUGAAAAUGUUGAUGUUGACCGUUGGCGUCUCCGUUUGCAAAUCUUUCUUCAUUAUUUUCGGCAUGUUUUUGCUCGUGUUCUUCUAUGCACUUGCGGGAUCGAUACUUUUUGGCACUGUCAAGUAUGGCGAAGGCAUCGGAAGACGUGCAAACUUUGGAACACCCAUCAAUGGAGUCGCAAUGUUGUUUAGAAUUGUCACGGGAGAAGAUUGGAACAAAAUUAUGCACGAUUGUAUGAUUCAACCGCCAUAUUGUACGCCAGGCCCGAAUUAUUGGGAAACGGAUUGUGGCAAUUUUACCGCGAGUUUGGUCUAUUUUUGCACUUUUUACGUCAUUAUCACGUAUAUUGUGCUGAAUUUACUUGUCGCUAUUAUCAUGGAGAACUUUUCCCUGUUCUACUCCAAUGAGGAAGAUGCGUUGUUGUCAUAUGCGGAUAUUCGAAACUUCCAAAACACCUGGAAUAUUGUCGAUAACCAUCAGAGAGGCGUGAUUCCCGUUAAACGAGUCAAAUUUAUCUUGAGACUCUUGAAAGGGCGCUUGGAAUGUGAUCCGCAGAAGGAUAGAUUGCUCUUCAAGUACAUGUGCUAUGAACUUGAUAAGUUGCAUAAUGGCGAGGAAGUGACGUUCCAUGACGUGAUAAACAUGUUGUCAUACCGUUCCGUGGACAUCAGAAAAGCCCUUCAACUUGAAGAAUUGUUAGCUCGUGAGGAGUUCGAGUACAUUAUCGAAGAAGAAGUCGCUAAACAAACGAUCCGAACAUGGCUUGAAGGCUGUUUAAAGAAGAUUCGAGCCAACAACGCAAGCAAACAACAAUCUCUCCUCGCGGGACUUCGUGCCACAAACGAAUUUGUCGGAAAAAUGCCCGAAAAGAUCGAAGAAACCGAAAGCGUUGUCGAACCUCUCAUCAAAGACCCGGCAAAAGCGAAAGGAAAGCCCCAAAGUGGCCCAUUAAAUCGUUCUGACUCCACAGGAAGCGGCAGAAACUUGUUAGCACCAACUUUGUCAGACCCGCAAGCGCGUCACGAAAAAGAUCGCUUCCCGAACAAGAAAAAACCACCAAAGCAUACAAUCAACGCACAAAAUGCCGUACCCAAACACGAAGUCAAUCGGUUCGUGCUGCCAACGAAUCAUCAAAAUAACUCAAUUUACGAAGUUCACGAUUGGUGGCAGGAACAAGUCACGUAUGCCAAUUCCUCUGACGAGGAUGAAUAAAAAUUUCGCAGUAUUAUUAACGAAUUAAACGAAAAAAAGUUAAAGAAUGAAAGAAAAUAUUGAAUGUUAACAUUUUUAAAAAGUAAUAUUAGCGAAUAAUUGAUGUUUUUAGACGAAUUAAGACACAUUUUAGCCAAAAAAUGUUGAUUUGAUGUAA
Culicoides brevitarsis is the source of this 5522-nucleotide messenger RNA. It is a transcript of the gene na, whose product is annotated as sodium leak channel NALCN. Gene Ontology annotation, biological process: positive regulation of synaptic transmission, GABAergic; monoatomic ion transport; transmembrane transport. The record is from RefSeq and is a predicted model, not a curated record. Gene Ontology annotation, cellular component: plasma membrane. NCBI's taxonomy places the organism in Eukaryota, Metazoa, Arthropoda, Insecta, Diptera, Ceratopogonidae. Bases 143 to 5365 code for a protein of 1740 amino acids. The transcript is spliced from 12 exons. Gene Ontology annotation, molecular function: monoatomic cation channel activity.